UGUUUUUUUUUUUCUUGUGAGAGAAGCAUUUCUGUAGUAGGUCGGUCGGUGUAAGGCCAGCUUCCUAGCCGGAAGUACCGGAGGCUCAUGUGUUGGUGUGUGCUCGGUCUGCUCGGUGUCGUUGAGCGAUGUAAAGAAUGUCGUUUGAUCGUGCGUGGUGGGAGUGCAUGGAAGAUUGUCUGUAGGACGCCCAAGUGACACUCGGUCCCAGGCAGACAGAAUCGUGCCGGUGAAAUGGUUUGAAAAACUUUGCUGUUGAAAUUGUUGCACCAACCACGGAAGCGUAAAUGUGUGCUCUGCAAAUGCGAUAUAAAAACUGAAAACAGGUGAAUAUUUCGAAUGCUUGCAAGUGCGUGAGUGAAGUGCUUAAAUUUAAGAAUGUGUCCCGAUGUGCAAAGUGAGCAAAUAAUGCAUUGCAAUAGUGCAACUUCGAAGCAAAGUCUUACGUACAAACGUUAAUUUUGAGUGUGUAAGCAAGUGUUUGUGUGAGUGAGUGAGUUCCGUACACUCAGAAAAUACGGUUCAACGUCGUAAUACCGUAAAGUGACAGCAAAGAGUGAUAAAAGAAGUACAUUGAGUGGGACAUAAGGUUAACCAGAGACAAGUAUUGCAAGGACUCUCCCCCCCACCACGUAUAGUGGAGCGGCUAUUGCAGUGUCAGCAUUCCUAGUAGCCGCGAUGCCAUCGGACACACCACCACCAUCCGCAUCGGUGUCCCAUCCGUCACCAGCUUCGAGCCACGACCCGAACGAUUCCACGCACCGGGACCCGAACUCGAGCGUGUCCAGACAGGAGCCGGACCGAUCGUCCACCGGCACGCCCGGACCCUCGCAGGACCAGGCCGGCCAUCUGCAUCCACCGCACAACUCGUCGAGUUCCUCCUCGUCCAGCUCGUCGUCAUCGUCGUCCAGCACGUCGUCCUCGCUAUCGUCGCUCUCGCUCAAGCGUGCCCUUGUCCCGGAGGAACAUACCGCAAAAGCGUCACCGCCUCCUUCACCCCUUACGAUGGAACACCAUCUUCAGGCGGCACACAAGGCAUCCGCCCGAACAUCCGCCAGUCCUGGCGCAACGCAACGCAACACGCAGCAACAACAGUCGAGCACCGGUACCGCUGGAGCUACGUCCGGAAGCGGCGGUGGACAACAGUUUUGUCUCCGCUGGAACAACUACCAAACGAACCUGACGAGCGUGUUCGAUCAGCUGCUCCAGAGUGAGUCGUUCGUGGACGUGACGCUCGCCUGCGAUGGGCAAUCGAUGAAGGCGCACAAGAUGGUACUGUCCGCGUGCAGUCCCUACUUCCAGACGCUGUUCUUCGACAACCCGUGUCAGCAUCCGAUCGUGAUAAUGCGCGAUGUGAGCUGGGCCGAGCUGAAGGCGAUCGUGGAGUUCAUGUACAAGGGUGAGAUCAACGUGAGCCAGGAUCAGAUCGGUCCACUGUUGAAGGUGGCCGAAAUGUUGAAGAUUCGUGGACUGGCCGAUGUGAGCGGUGAUGCCGGCGAGUCGAGCGGCGGUCGGGAUCGAUCCGAGCGUGAAGGUGCCGGAAGUCGUGGUCCUGAGGAGUUGGAUCGUGACGAGCACAAGCUGCUGAAUCCGCUAGCGAUCGUCCAUAGUUCGCUGUUGGCGAAUGGUGCUGGAUCCGCUGGCUCCGGAGGUAGUGGAAGAGAGUCCGGUGGAGCUACGAACGCGUCCGGAUCCGGGGGCAAUGGUUCCGGAAGCUCCGGAUCGGGAGGUAACAGCACGGCGACGAGUGGCAGUGCAGCAGCUGCUGCAGCGGCAGCGGCCGCCGCGGCCAAGAAACAGCGAUCGGCUCGUGAUCGCGACACGACCAAAGACCACCGGAUGGACGCACGCAUGAGUGAUUUCGCACGCGACCUGUCCCGCGAUUCGCACAUAUCGUCGCGUGACAUUAGCAGUGUGGCGGCAGCUGCAGCAGCUGCGGCGGCGGCCGCUGGACUCGCGGCUGGCGAAUGGCCGCUCGGUGCGGCUGGCUUGGAAGCUGCGGCUGCGGCCGCAGUACAAGCCUCCACGCCGAAGAGUGCCCGCAAGCGACGGUGGCCCUCGGGCGAGCGUAGCAGCAUCGGCAGUCCGGCCGACAGUACGCCCGACCAGCUCGAGGUGCCGUCUCCGAUUCCGCCCACACCGUCCAGCAUUGCGCAGUCGAGCGGUGGAUCGACGAGUAAUCCGCUUGCGUCGUUCCCGUUGCCACCGGCACUCGAUUCGGCCGCCAUGGCCAUGUCAUCGCUGUCGUCGUCGAUCGCCAACCAUCCGGACGAUAUGGAGAUCAAGCCGGGCAUCGCCGAGAUGAUUCGCGAGGAAGAAAGGGCUAAACUAUUAGAAAACUCCCAAGCAUGGCUAGGCGCAUCUACGUCAUCAAUUGCUGCAGAAAGUUACCAAUAUCAGCUCCAGUCCAUGUGGCAGAAGUGCUGGAACAGCCAGAAUCUGAUCCACCAUCUGCGCUUUCGCGAGCGAGGUCCACUAAAAUCCUGGCGCCCGGAAACGAUGGCCGAAGCAAUCUUUAGCGUGCUGAAGGAAGGAUUAUCACUGUCCCAGGCGGCCCGAAAGUAUGACAUCCCGUAUCCAACGUUCGUGCUGUACGCGAACCGUGUCCACAACAUGCUGGGACCGUCGAUCGACGGUGGUACCGAUCUGAGGCCGAAGGGACGUGGGCGACCGCAGCGCAUUCUGCUGGGCAUUUGGCCCGACGAUCACAUCAAGGGUGUCAUCAAGAGUGUCGUCUUUCGCGAUGCCAAAGAGAUGAAGGAGGAGCCCAUGAUGUACGGAAGACACUCUCCUUUUCCCUUUCAAGACAACCCCCUGAGCUACGCACCGAACGCACCGAACGGCGCUGUACCACCCGGCACGGUACCGGACGGUAUGUCCCAGGACGCCCUGACAGCCGCCACCGUAGCGGCCGUCCGUCAGCAGAUGUGUAACAUGGUGGCGGCCGCCCAGCACCAUCCGGAUGCCGCCAACCUGGUCGCGGCCGGGUUCAACCUACCAUCGCACUGUGGAACUCCACCGAACCUUAGCAUCCAUCCGGGGGCCAAUGCAGCUGCUGCGGCCGCCGCUGCUGCUGCUGCAGCCGCCGCAUCCAACACGGGCAGCGGACCGAACUCUGGCGGUGGAUCAAGCGGUGCCAUUCCCUUGCCGAAGAUGGGCUCUCCAGCAGUACCCUCGACCGGACACGGUAACAACAACGGUGGGUCGGGUGGCAUCCAGAUGCCCCGGCUAGGAUCGCCGGCCGGUUCGAGUGGGCUGGCGAAGGAGCACGAACUACAGCAUCACGGUGGUCUUGGCGGUGGUGCAGGUGGAGGUUCGGCUGGUGGUAUGUCACGUGCCACACCUCCCGGUGCCCGUGACCGAGCACUAACGGCACGCUCGAACCUGUCCGCCAAUGAAUCGGGUCGCAGCAGUUCGGCGGGUGGCAACGUGCACCGAUCGUCACCUUCCAGCAGUACUGCUUCGUCCAUGAACCAUCACCAUCAGUCACACCUUUCGCAUCAUCACCAUCAACAGCACCACCAAUCACACCACGGACAUGGUCACCAUCUUCCACACCACAAUCCUCUGGCGCAUCUGGUCGGUACGGGCGGUUCCGGUGGGCUCAGCAUAACGAAACUCGGCUCACCAGGUUCGGCCCACGAUCUGCGCAUCAGCAACAGUCCGGACGAGAGUCCACUUGCGUCACCGAUCGGGAUGGUGCUGGAGCCAGCCGUUAACCUAGCACUCGGGGCAGGCUCGCAACCACCAGAGGACGUCCGCAUGCACGUUCCACCACCGUACGGUAGCAAACCACCGUCCCGGGGUGGAGCUACCGGUUACACCAGCAAUUCGUCCCCACCGCGACCGGAGCACCUGUUCCAAGAUCAGGACAUUGCGGCCCUGGUUGCAACUUCCCGCGCCUGUCCACCGGCCCGCGUACCCGACUACAAGGACAGCCCGGUACGGCCACCGGCAUCAAUCAAGGUGGAACCGCUAACGGAGUGCCGGGGCGAUUAAGCCCAUCCAAUCAACUCAAUCAACAACAAGACAACGCGCAUUACCCAACGCAACUAACUUGUCUCGCAGCACUGGGAAGGUGGUGGUAACACUCAACCGUAGUAAGCACAAACCAGCCACUAAACAAACACUACUACUUACUGGCUCCCUCUAUCGGUCGGUCUUUUAAGUUAGAAGAAUUUUUAAUAUGUGAUAUACUUAAGCGUUUCUGGAGCGUCACUCGAGAGUGAAGAAAUAGGAGUACAGGCUACUGGAGAUCCCGCUCGUUUUUUUCUGUUUUUUUCUUUCGUUUCUCACAUAUAUUCCCUUCCACAUGUAGCAUUAAAUGUAGGUGUGACUUAUAUAAAGAAUAUAUAUGUAUAAACUACACAGUAUUUAUUUUGAAACAGUUCGAUGGAACGACAAAUUUAAGGUGGGAAAUAAGGGAGAAAAAAAAACAAACAAACACAAGCUUCCAACAACUGUGUGGUGAACUUCGAGCACGGAAAGCUGAAGGAGUUACAAUAGCGUGAAACAUUAUUCGUGUGCAAUAUCGGGUCGAGUAUGAUGUGUAUGGAUGAUAACAAGGGAUAACGCUUCGGAAGCGUUCAAACCCAAGCCGCGGGCCUAACGCGACCGGAAACAUUUGUAGCAAGGAAUCUUACAUUCCAUCAACAACAACAGCAUCAAACGGCUAAUCGGCUAGACAGAGGAUAAAUAGGCCCCGCAAAAUCAAAUCUACGACGGGUCCGCAACCGACAACAACUAACAGCACACUUUCUUCGGAGGGCAAAAAGCUUAAGACUUAGACAUCUUGUGAACGUGAAAGGGGAAACUAACUUUACGUGUACAAACAAACGAAAGGAAUUCAAAGUUUUAAAGAGCGAUUCAUAUGGGCGGAAAAAAAAAUAUUAAAAAAAAAUCACAACAAUUAAUUACGGAAAAAAUGGGAAAACCCUGUUUUUUACUGAGACUGGGUUCGACUACAUAACGACUCUUGAGUUGCCUUCCGGUCGUCUGGUAGGCAAAAUUCGGAGCAAAAAGGGAGUAUUUUGUAAAGCAACAGAAAAAAGUGCAAACAAAUUUAUAAAUUGCCAAACAAUUUCGGAACAAACAAAAAAAAAAACAAACGGAAGCGUUAUGCUCUUACCUGUUUCGGCUACCAAAGGAACGGAGAUGAAGUCAAACUGAGACAAACUAUUGCAAAGUGACAAAACAGAGUAACAAAGAGAUAUAUGGAGAGACAAAAACAAACAGCAAACCUUUUAGGCCUUUUAGAUUGUGAAAUUUUCUGCUAGUGAGCUGAUGCAACCUCGAAACGGAAACGAAUACGUUUAAUUAAUUGAACGAACUUUUGGUUCAUCUUAUUUUGCGGCUUCAGUUUCUUUUACCGAAGCGUGUCACGAUGCACGGUAAAAAUGUGACACCGGGUAUUCGUUGUGGUGGAAAGGCAAUUGUAGGAGAGAAGAAAAAAAUCAAACCGAUUAAAAAACCAGCAGAAAGCGGAAAUGCAGGGUUUUCCAAACAUACCAAGCACUGUACGAAACAAAACAAAAAAGGAAAAAGGAAGGAAACACAACUGGUACAAUCAUGGACAAUGCAAUCGUUUCUUAUCCAGCUACCAACGGAAAUGCGGCAGAAUCCAUCGCAAAACGCAUACGAGUCAUGUGGAGGUGAACAUACGAUCAACGCUCCCUCGUUACAGACGGACCUCUUUACCCUGCCCCCUCCCUCCCAAGUAUCCCUUGUCCCGCUCAAAAUCACCCAUUUUGGCAAAACAACUUUCAGGAAGUAACGUUUAGGCAAAUAAUGAGUAGAGAAAUUUAUUAAAAUACAAACACACAAACCUUUCGGCCUAUGUGUUCAAAAACGCGACGAAACUGUUUAGGAAAGCUUGAACCAAAGCAAGCAGGUAACAAAAUUUUAUGCAAAAUUUAACAAAAUUAUUAAACGAAAAGGUAAGAGAGAAAAAGAGAGAGAGAAAAAAAUACAAAAUUAUAGUAGGUGAAAGUAUAUUUAACAUUUGUGCAAUGAGCAAAGAGUAAAUAUAGUGCGAACGAAAGGAUAGUAGCCUUGGAAAGGAGCGCAUUGAGGGAGAAACGAAGAGAGGAAACAGAGAAAAGUGCCUUCCACUUCCUUUUACGAAGCGUGUGUAAAAACAAAGCAAAACAACAAACAAACAAACAAAAGCUAAUCAACCGGGGGAAAAAAUAACCGGUGAACUGACAGAAAGAAAAACCAAAACCACAAAAACGAAAACGAUUGGCUGGUGUAGUUGUUAGUUUUAUAGUGACACAAACAAACAAACAAAAAACGAAACGUUACAAAACUUUUGGCAGCAGCACAAAUCUAUGUGUUCGAAAUUAAGUCAGAUGGUAUGGUGAAUUUUUGGUUUUGUAUUUUGUUCGUUGUUCAGUACACCGGGUACGAGGAUGUGACCGUUAGUCAGCGAGAAAGCAAAGGAGCAUCAAAGCAACAAAAACAGCCAACCGAUAAGCAAAACUCUGUACUCUGUAGGAAAGCGAUGCGGCUAUAUCAGGCAACGUUUGCUUCAGUAACCGUUCAAACCAAAAUUUUAAAGUCCAUUUUCCGGAAAUGAGAAGCAGAAAAGAGAAGAGGAAUUUUCCUUUAGUUUCAUUAUUUAACAAAAAAAAAAACACAAGAAAGGUGUAUUUUAAACUGCAAAACUAAAGCAUUUACCAAGCAGCUCUGUACAAAUUAAAACUACAUUGGAAACAAACAGAAAAGAAAACGGAUGCACUUUAUCAUUUCGCGAACCCUGUUCAACUUCAACAAACAAAAUGCGCACAAUGAGCUUACUACUAAUUCAGUGCAAGCUUCUAACAGAAGUGAUCGUAUGUACCGUACCGUGUGGAGUGAUACAGACCGGACUUGUAACAUAAAUUCCCAACCAACCGAAUUCAUCACCGAGCGGCAACCGGCACCGAUUACGUUCCACUAACAGCGGUGAACACUAAGUUUACAUUUUAGCCGUAUUGAGUCUUGAACGUUGAAGAGCCGUGCAAGUGAAGCACGAGCACGUCGAGGUGUGUCUGUGUGGGUUAUGUGUGGUAUACGAAAAAAAACCAAAAAUUAUCGCAUAGGUACAUAAACAUCACUAAAGAGAUCUACAGCGUCACCAAGAACAUACACGAGCUCCACUGUAAACCCAAUAGCCAAUAGAUUACACGUUAUGUGACCCGAAUGAUCUCAAUAUACAAAACAUCAUCAUCAUCAGCUGUUUAAAAGCAUCCCCGACGCUCCUAUUGACUAGUUGAUUACUUUUUUUCUUUUUUCGUAUUUUUUCUUGUUAUCCUGUGUCAAUAUGUCUCCAUAUAGAAAUGCAUCCCAAUAGCCCAUUCGUCUGAAAUAGUCAUGUGCAACAAGCAACAAAAACAUCACAAAUGAAAGCAAAACAGUUCGAAAACACAAUAUUAGCUAAAGUCAUAAAUGUAUGUGUAAAAUGGACUAGAAAUACUUAAUACAGCAGAUAGUGUGUUGGCAAAGGCGGGAAAGGUGAGCAUGGACACUCAGAUACAAAACAUAACACAAGCACGUGUAUACGUGUAGCUAUUAAGACAACCAAACGGAGGUGAACGAUGAAGUGUGGAACCACAGCAAGCAAGUGCGAGAAACCGGUCAAAAUAGCAGCUUGCCUGGCGUCCGAUGGAGGAUGGUAAAUGACCGUUCUUAGUGCUGGCACAGGGCACUUUGACUUUUGAAAUGCUAGCGCAACAAGCGAUUUCUUUAUCCUCGUGAAAAACAUUACUUUUUGUUUCUGUGCAAUUGUUUAUUCCGUGGCGUGUCACCCACUAUCCCACUGACUGUUUUACUAGCAUCAAUCGCUAAACAGUGAACACAAUAAGAUCGAAUGAGAUGAGUAGUAAAGAGAGUCAAAACAAACAAAAACAAAGGCAGAAUCAAAUAGUAAAUCGCUACAGAACUGUAGUAGGGUAAAACGAUUGUGUUUAGGUUAAUUUAAACGAAUUACCACUAAUUACACCACAAUAGGCAAGCGAAGUCCGUUCGCGAGAGAGGCGACACGUGGAACGAUUCGUUCGCAAAGCGUGCAAUUUAUAGUGAAAAAGAAUUAAUAUAAUUUUUAAUCGCAAUUCAAACACUUGCUCCCAAACGUCCUAAUCCGGCAUCAAAUCCGGCCGGCUGCUACUGCUAAUAAGCCUAUCAUCCUAUCCGUUUCCUUUACCUUGCUCCUAAUCAAUGUACAAAGGUAGUCUUAAAAACCCUUACUAUCAUGUAAUUGUUUUAUGUAUGAUUUGCUCGUAUUUUACAUUGUCUGUUUAGCACAGGAUGAUCGAUGAUCGAAAGGUGGAAUCGAUUUUUUACUUACUUUUCCGGUGGUGACUGUCCUUUUAAAUUACCGGGUACAGAGGGAAUUGGGAACCUACGUGGCAGGACAAACUUUUAUCCUUAGAAGAGUUUAUUUAUUACACCGAGCUAAUUUGCGUUAGUACCAAUACUGCUGGGGGAAACGACGACGUUUAAACGGUUAAUGGCAAAUGUAUACCGAAAUAGCUAAUACAUCAUUGUGGACGGAAUUCACAAACUGCAACUGCAACCGAUAACAAAAAUUAACCCAAUGCCGGGGUGGAUACGGAUGUUAGGUGGCGUUUGCACCACCUAUCGGCCGCCUUCCUGUAAAUGGCCCCGUCGUGUGCGAUCGCCCGGUGGCAAAGCUUAACACUGGAGUUUAUUUAUGUGUCUGUUGAAUUUUAUUUUCUAUUGCCUAAGUUAUUAUGUAUUUUUUAUCGAAACUAACUUUUAAGCGCACCUUUUUAUCGCCUGAAAGCAGCAUUCAGAGUAACGCGAGCGCUACAGGAGACAGGAGCUAUGAGUAAAGAUGAUAAGGAUUGUGUGUAUGAAAUCAAAGAGAGAGAGAGAGAGAGAGAGAGAGAGAGAGAAGCAAGUGGAAUCGACCUGUUUACUCGAUGGAUGAGAAGUACUAUUUUUACCAUGCAACCAUUUACCUAACUGUGCUGGAUUGUUUUUUGCGUAAAGCCGAAUGAACGGUGACAGACGGUUUACCCCACCAAAGGGCGAACAGGUUAAACAGCUAGUGCAAAAUCAACUAAUCGAUCACCACUAGGUUCGACUACACACACACACACACACAACAAACCACAAUCAAAUAAACCAUAAACAUUUCAUCAGCAAAACAAUGGAACGAAAGAAUUAAGCGCACACAUCGCGGGAAGGAGAAUACGAUGCUGGCGGAAUCACACAGAAACAAACAAACAAACAGUUUAUCAUAAUCAUUAGUUGGCUAUUUGUCACAGUGUACCAAUUUAUUCGAUAUAAAAUAUAGUUUAAAAAAUACAACUAA
Molecule: messenger RNA, 9319 nt
Organism: Anopheles stephensi (Asian malaria mosquito)
Lineage: Eukaryota; Metazoa; Arthropoda; Insecta; Diptera; Culicidae
Product: protein bric-a-brac 1-like
Exons: 5
Coding region: 679-3999 (1106 amino acids)
Biological process (GO): regulation of transcription by RNA polymerase II
Cellular component (GO): nucleus
Molecular function (GO): protein binding; DNA binding
Source: RefSeq, a predicted model, not a curated record